Molecule: messenger RNA, 2308 nt
Organism: Didymodactylos carnosus
Lineage: Eukaryota; Metazoa; Rotifera; Eurotatoria; Philodinida; Philodinidae
Source: the annotation of a GenBank genome assembly
GGCAAGUUAACGACUUGUUUACUGGGCGUUUUUCUGCCGUUUCCAUAACGUUAACGCGACGUUUUUUGUGUUGACCGUUUACUGGAGAUUAACUGGCCGUUAACGGGCCGUUUUUUUGGACCUGGGUAGUUAUUUUCAUUAUGAUAAAGGUGGUUUAUAUCUUAUUAUCUGUUUUGAAAUUCUUCAUCUUAUAAAAAGAUGAUUCAAAUAUUAAUUAUUGUUCUUAAUUGUCCAUCUUUUAGCAUAAGUUUUUCUUUCAUACGUAUAUACGUAUAUAGUGGCUAUAAUGUUUUUCAUAGUGCAUAGUUGUGUUGUGCAGAGAGAUGCAUUUAGGUUGGCCACACACCAAAAAAGCAACAACAACGACCUAUCCAUCCAUUAUAGGGUGCUGUUCUCUGCCUACUACCGAUGAAAACGGUUAACUUCUUUUAGCCAGAUAGAAGAGUGAGUGGUAAACAUUUACUUAAAAUAUAUUCAGGGAACAAAUAUGAUUGACAGAAAAUCAUGAGCUGAAGAUCUUUUUCAGUUAAAUUAGAGACAGUUAAAGGAUAAAAGGACUUUGUCAAGCAUGUUAAUUAAACAUAAAGGUAUGACAAACGGUUAAUUAUAUUUAAUAGUUUCGAAAAUUGUUUUCUGAACUGAAUUUGCUAACAGGAACGAAAGAAAACUUUCAGUCAGAACAGAUUAAGGUAAUUCAGUACCAUCGAAGAUUCACUUGGACGACAUUAGUCUGGUUUAUUCAAAACCAGAAAAAAGUUUUGUUUACUUCAAAUUAGCAAAUUCACUAUUUUUCUUUCAUUGCUGUAUUAGCACCACUAGUGGAACUAUCUUAUAAUGUUAGUCGCUUGACUGUUCAAAUGUUACUUUUUAGUCUAUUCUUUAACGGUCACUCCACCAAUUUUGAGAUUUGCACGUUGUUGAACAGCCCAAAAUGUCUGUUUUCGAAUACACCACAGAUUUUUGGUUUUUCAGGAGAUUUGAGAGGUUCUUCAGAAGACGCUGGUGAUAGCAGAAGAAUCGUUUUGUCCUCAAAAUCACUUUUUUAACUUAAAUCUGUCACCAUUUACAAGAUUUCUCCUCUAUUUUAAGCUCCAAAAAGCUCAGUUUAGUCUCAAAUCAGCGAGAAAACUCAGCACUACGACAUAGCAGAGCCUCAUUUUUCAUUUAUGUCUUAGAGAUAGAAAAGCUAUUCCGUAAAACUCUCCCAUAUUCAGGUUUUCGAACUAAACUAUUAGAGACACGAAAAGGAACAAAAAUUUUAAACAUCAGGCACUGCUGUGCCAUAGCGUCACGUUUUCUCUUUAAUUUAAAACUAGUCCAAAAUUUCUAGAACUUAACAAAAUAGAGAAAUCUUGUAAAUGGCAAGACGCAUUUUUUACUCUUGUGUCUGGAAUAACUUCGAGAAAACUCACCAUUUCAUGGUGACAUUUGUAUUGUGAACGUACCUUCAUAAAGCUAAUAUUCUCUUUAAAUAUGGUUGAGAUCGAACAUUUCACCUCAAAAAUAGAUUUUUGAAUGGGAGUCCGUUAAUACAUUGAACUUAUUUACGGUAACAGUAUCUCAUAGGCACCACUUGAAAGAUAAAAUUUUGGCGCGAUAAACCAUUCUCUUCGACUGAAGUUCAGUGAAAAUUACUUCUAGUACUGGCUUUUGUAAGACAACAUGUUUUCGUUUUGUAUAUUCUUCCAGAACAUUGUAGAUCUGUACGCUAAUUUCAAUAUUUUUUGUCAACUAUUAGUAGUUUUAGAUGGAUAAACUAAAUCAACUAUUAAAAGAUUUAGAGUUUGAAGAAAGUGAGAAUAUUGAAUGGGAAAAAGAAUGUCUACAAUCAAGUCAAAUUAUUCAGCUAAUUUCAAUUAAAAAACAUCAAGAUAAACAAAAAUAUAUUUCCACACUAAGAAAAUCAUUUAUAAAUGCUAUACGUCAAUACCGUACAGAAGAAUUUUUGCUUAAAAGUCAAAAUUUACUUAAAAAUAAACAAUCAGUGCUAUUAGCAACGAAAAAUUCAGACGAAAUCAAAGAGACAAUGGAAACAUUAAAACAAGCAAAAAUGCAAUUGGAUAACGAUUUUCAAGGUAUUCGCGGUAAACAAAUUCGUUUACAGUUUAAAAAUUUAGAUUCAAAUGAUUCAAAUAGAACAUUUGACAUUUUAAUUGAAUCGGUUAAUCAAAACGGAUGGAAAAUUAUUGAAUCAUGUCCCGAAUUUCCGUAUUAUACCCAAUUGAAUUCUGUUAUGCAACGUCAAGGUUUAACAUCUGAACAUGUUGUUAUAAUUAGAAAAUGUAUUCAAAAACAAUUAGAAAAAUAA